This is a messenger RNA of Coregonus sp. 'balchen', 4721 nucleotides long. Lineage: Eukaryota; Metazoa; Chordata; Actinopteri; Salmoniformes; Salmonidae. The record is from the annotation of a GenBank genome assembly.
ACCAGUGUGAAAGAGGGACUGUUGCUGAAACAGACAAGUUCAUUCCAGAGGUGGAAAAAACGCUAUUUCAAACUGAGAGGACGCACACUUUACUAUGCCAAAGAUGCUAAGGUAGGACACACACACACACACACACACACAGUCAGAAAAACUAUUAACUGUCUCUCACUGACUCCCAUAUUAGCCUAGUUUAGAGGCCCAGCAAAAGCACAUGACAGAUAGCCACCCUAUAUAGAGAGCAAAAGUAAUCACGUCUCUCUGUAUGCACUAACUCUGCCAUGGUUUGUUGAACAAAGCCUAUGGAAAAGUUAAUGGAGUUUUUGUAGGGUUUUUGGAUAAACACCGAAAAUAAACACAGACUUAAGAGAUCUUGAAAAAUUUAUGCACUCACCUAACUAACUGUAAGUCGCUCUGGAUAAGAGCGUCUGCUAAAUGACUAAAAUGUCAAAUGUAAUCUUAUAAAAAAUGUCUAUGAGAUAAUCUUCAUCAGCCAAGGUCACUUUUUGUGAAUUUUGAAGCAUUUAUGUAAUCAAAAAAAGCACAUAAAGCAGAUAAAGGCUUCAUAAUUCAUAAAGGUCAUGUUAAAUGACUGAUAUUAUCUCAUAGAACAAAACGUAUAAAAUCUCCAGAGCCUGUGUUAACCUCAGACCUGAUUUUCUGUGUUUAUCCCAAAACCCUAUACUUUCCCCAUUCAUUUUCCCCAUAUGGAUGGCUGAACAAACCAGAGGUAACUAAUUUCCGUGUUUUAGGACUACAAGCUGGCGAGCUCUAUGUCACAGCCUUUGCUAGUUGAACCAGGUGUGUUAAUGCAGGGUUGGAACAAGAGACAGCAACACAUCCUGUAGCUCUCCAGGACCAGGGUUGAAGACUGCCCUUACCCCUAACUAUAUACUCAGAACCCCUAUCCCAAAAACGUCUUACCCCUCUACCCUUAACCCUGACUUCCCUCUCCUGCUGCUGGCAGCCUGCCAAACCUUUACCCCUAACCCACAUAACAUCUAACUUUCUUACCCCCAGAACUAACCCUCAUAAUUGUUUUCCCUAACUCUCUGACCCAGAACCGCAUAACCCCUAACCCCAUUACCUCCAUAACCCCAGACCCAAACCCUCCCCCUUGGCUCGUUGGCAGGAGUCCUGCAACUUAAUAUAAUAUAUAAUAUAAUAUAUAAUAUAUUAUGCCAUUUAGCAGACGCUUUUAUCCAAAGCAACUUACAGUCAUGUGUGCAUACAUUUUUUUUAACGUAUGGGUGGUCCCAGGGAUCGAACCCACUACCCUGGCGUUACAAGCGCCAUGCUCUACCAAUUGAGCUACAGAGGACCACAACUUAACCCGUUACCUCUAAUCCUAGCUUCCAGUCUUUCUAACCACCCUCUCCUGCACUUCCCUAUGCUGUGGCAGUCUGGCAUUCCAUUUAACCCCUAACCUCUAACCCCAACCCCUGACCUCUCAGACUGGCAGUGUCCUGGCCCGGUGGCAGGAGCGGGCACUGCGCAGCGUUUCCAGGAGUCGUGUAUGUUGGAGGGUUCUGUCCGUGUGCUGGGCAGGGCCUCGCCGCACUCCACCGUCUAGCGGAUCCGAAGAAGGUCUGAUGUCAAUACGGGUCAGCUGCAGCGCCACGACCGGACCACCUUAGUACCAUUCCAUCCUCGCUCAGCCCACCCGUAGACUCUGAUUUAAACCUCUAGACUCCAAUUUAAGGCUCUUUACUCACUUUGAAGGCAUUAGGCUCUAGACUUUAAGGCUGUAACGUCAGUCCUCGAGGGCUACAGUCCUGCUGGUCUUGACAUUUAUUCCUGUCUCUUCUAUUGGGUCAAUGAAUAUGUCUGAUUAGCUAAAGAGUCAACAUAACAUUUUUGGACAGGUGUACCUCAGGUAAACAAGCAAGACACUGUGGCCCACAGAGGACCAGAGUUUGACCACCUGCUCCAGAACUACAGGCUACCCCCCUCCCCCUCUACAUCCGCUAUGUUGCCGUGUUCACUCCGGCAUCGCCUAGAAAGCCUGUUUGCUCUGGCAUUGCUUAGGAGUCUGUUCAUGCUUAGAAAGCCUUCUUUCUACAUUACUCCCUCAUGGAUGCGUAUCAAUGGUCUAAAGUGGCCUCCUCUCCUCUGCUAUCUCCUGUCCUCUCUUCUCUCUCCCCUAUUUUCUUCCUAAGAACUGCUCUUUCUCAAUGGGACAGUAGAUUAGGAUUGGUCAGGACCCUGGUCCUGGGGAGCUGCAGUCAGGUGUGCAGGCUUUUGUUCAAAUGCAGCACUAAAAUCUGAUUCCCAUCCAGGACCAGGACUGUUGUAGAUCAGGGUGGUAAUCAUUAGGGCACGCAACUUGAAAAAUGUGCAGUAGCCGUUCCCUGGUUCUGUUCGUUUUCUUCUGUUUGGUGCCUAAUGAACAUGACCCAAGAGAUUAGAACAGGAGAGGAAGCCACCUGAGGUUAUUGAGAUGCAGGCUAGGAGCUUUGCUCCUGUCUUGUGGGAGAAACUUACCUCACUUCCACUGUCCAGACCACCUCCACUCUGUCCUGUCCGUCCUCUACAUGUCUAUCCCUCUGUCUGCUGGCCUGCUAGGGGGCACUGUGCAGCCAGGUGCUUUGUUUCAUCAUCACAAUGCAACCACAGAGACUCCCUUGACAAACAUCUCUUUCUAUAGGCCUAGAACUUUCUAUAUGGAACAGCUAGCUCGCUAGCUAAUGGACAGUGUUUUGGCCUGAGUUGAUUCUCAGCUCUACCCUCUUAUCUCUGUCCAUGACAUUCAGUCCUAAAGUCUAGGGGUUAAAUUGGGACUAGGAGUCAGUAUGCACUAAUGUCACGCCAUUGCUACACACAGCUUUCACGACGAUGCCAGAGAGCGAGAUAAACAUUCAACAUCCAUACUCACCUUUACCUAGACCCUGUUCCAAUACGUCCAAAAUCCAACCUUCUUUCUUCCUUUCCUCGAAGUAAUUGGAUUGGUUGAAGGGUUUCACUUAUCCAAUCACAUACAGAUUAAUGACUAGAUCAAAGGGGGAGGAAAGAAGGGUUCCUAAGUAUUUGAACAGGGCCUUAGUCUACACCGUCUCUGAGUAAUGAAUGUCUACUUACAGUUGUCACAUGGCUCAAUAGUGAAUGAUCCUGCUGUGUGUUAGUUUAUAAGGAUGGUGUGUGUGUGUGUGUGUGUGCUUGAGUGUGUAUACAUGUGUGUGUGUUUGUCAUUGCUGAGACCUCAAACAGACUCACACACGUACACGCGAUAGAAGCCAUGUCAUGACAGCCAAGAGUGCUUGAAGAGGGGGCAAUGUUUAUGCUGGCAUGCCACACACAAUCUCUCAGAACCCCACUGCCCACACACACACACACUCUGGCUAGUGUCCCCAUCCUGCUCUUAAACCAUCCCUGGAGAGUGUCAUAAACAGGGCAUUUCUCUGACAGCUGCAGCCUUUAAGGACACACACACACACACACUAGGGGCAUUCCUCUACUAUAACAGCGGCAGCUGCACUGUAGUUGGCCUCCAGCCCUUUUAAGAGCUCAGCAGCAGGGCAGGCAGUAGUGAUGUCAUCAUCCGGCAGGUUGUGUGUUUGGAUAUCACGUUCCUAUUAGCAGGUCCUGGCUCGUCUGCUCUCUACUGACUGACUGACUGAAUGGGGUUGUUCCAACAUUGACUUAAUCUGGUCUCAUUCAUUGUGUGUGUGUGUCACUCAGUAGUAGCAGUGUGUUUGAGUCUGUGCCAGAGGUGGGAUAAAUAACAGCUAUUCUUCAAUCUACGCCAUCAGCUCUACAGUUAGUUGGCCUACGUUGAAUUCAUCAAGAUCAUCAUUAUUAUGGUUCUUUGGCCUGCUUCUUAUUACUAUUACAAUAGACAUAAGGCUCAUUAUAGCUCCUCAUAUAGAACAUAUAAUAAUGCAUAAUGCUUAUAGCAGUUCAUAUAACACAGGAAUGGCCAACCUUCCUCCUGGAGUGCUGUACUGGGUGUGCAGGCUUUUGAUCCAGCCCUGCGCCAACACCCCAGAUAAAACUUAUUAAGGUCCUGACGAGCAGCUGAUUAGCUGAAUCAGAGGUGUUAAAGCAGGGCUGGAGCAAAACCCUGCACACCUAGUAGGAAGGUUACCUACCCCUGAUAUAACAUAUGAUCAUGUAUAAUGCUUAUAGCUCUUCAUACAGAGUAAGUAUAUGAUACUGCAUGAUGUCAGUCUGUUGCCCAAUUAUUGGCAAAAUAGCUGAUCUGAUUGGUCGAAAGUCCAAUUAUUGAAAAAAAUAUCUGAAUUGGGCUGCCUGUGUAAACACAGCCUAAGAUUCAGGGUUGUGGUCAGUUUUAUUUCUAUUCAUUAGGGAUUGAAUCUUAAGAUCAGAUGUUUAAGUGUUUUUAACUCAAGACUUUAUGUAAAUUGUGCAUUGUGAUCUAUAGGGAAAUGUGCACAGACAUUGUAGUGGUGUGCACAGCUCUCAAGUCAUUAUAAUUUCAAAUUUUAUUUUUAUUUUUUGGUCUAGGUCAGUUAAGAUUGACCCCAGCCCUGAAGUCAUUAUUUAAGAUAAGGCUCCCAUAGAACACCCUUCAUAGUAGUCAAGGGUUAAGAUAAGAGAUGUUUUGUGUAUUAGCAUUUUGUGUGUUUUAUCAUACUCAGAGUACUCAAUCUGUUGUUCUGUUUGGUCUACCUCCUCUCCUACAGUCUCUGAUAUUUGAUGAGGUGGACCUAUCAGAUGCCAGCGUGGCUGAGUCCAGCACUAAGAAUGUCAACAACAGCUUCACG